CAUGGACACUCUUUCUGAAGCAAAUGGCACCUUUGCCAUCAGCCUUUUAAAGAUACUGUGUCAAGACAACCCUUCGCACAACCUGUUUUAUUCUCCUGUGAGCAUCUCCUCUGCCCUGGCCAUGGUCCUCCUGGGAGCAAGGGGAAACACUGCAGCCCAGAUGUCCCAGGUGCUUUCUUUAAACCCAGAGGAAGACGUUCAUCAGGGUUUCCAGUCACUCCUCACCGAACUGAACAAACCUGGCACCUGCUACUUGCUUAGAAUGGCCAACAGGCUCUUUGGAGAGAAAACUUGUGAAUUCCUCUCAACAUUUAAGAAAUCCUGUCUUCAGUUCUACCACGCUGAGCUGGAGCAGCUUUCCUUUGUCAAAGCUGCAGAGGAGUCCAGGAAACAUAUAAACUCUUGGAUCUCAAAAAAGACUGAAGAUAAGAUUCAGGAGUUGUUGCCGGGUAACUCAAUCGAUGCACAGACCAGGCUGGUCCUUGUCAAUGCCAUCUACUUCAAAGGAAGGUGGAACGAACAGUUCGACAAAGAAUACACAAGGGAAAUGCCUUUUAAGAUAAACCAGGAGGAGCAGAGGCCGGUGCAGAUGAUGUCCCAGGAGGCCACCUUCAGACUGGCCUACGUCCGCGAGGUGCACGCGCAGGUGCUGGAGCUGCCCUACGAGGGCGGGGAGCUGAGCAUGCUCGUGCUGCUCCCAGGCCCGGGCGUGGAGCUGGCCACGGUGGAAAAAAAUCUCACUUUUGAAAAAUUCGUAGCCUGGACGGAUCCAGACUGUAUGGAGAGUACUGAAGUUGAAGUUCUCCUUCCAAGAUUUAAUCUGCAAGAGAAUUACGAUAUGGAAUCUGUGCUUCGGCGUUUGGGAAUGGUUGAUGCCUUUCAACAGGGCAAGGCUGAUUUGUCUGCAUUGUCUGCUGAGAGAGACCUGUGUCUGUCCAAGUUUGUGCACAAGAGUUUCGUGGAGGUGAAUGAGGAAGGGACGGAGGCCGUGGCGUCUUCUGCCAUGCUGGUGGUAGAGUGCUGCAUGGAAAAUGGGCCCAGGUUCUGCGCUGACCACCCCUUCCUUUUCUUCAUCAGGCACAACAGAACCAAUAGCCUUCUGUUCUGCGGCAGGUUCUCAUCUCCAUAAGGGGUGCACUUACAGAGCACUCGAGCAUUUCCUUCUUUCAGUGUCCCCAGUCCCCUCCCUACAGCUCCAUGAGGGUGGCCCUGGAAAGCCAGUGCAAAGAUGAGGGCAGAUUCCUCAUCAUCUGAACGAUUUACUUGCCUAAUUCCACGAUGCUCCACUCAGCUCACCCCAUACUGACUACUCAUUUAUGCUGCCUAAUCAAGAUCAUGGGACAACAGAUUGUAAUGAUUCCCUGUUGUAUUUAACAUUCAGUCCAAAUCCCAUGGGAUGGCAUGCAGAGGCUCCAAAUGUAUUGCCCAUUCAUUCCACAUGCACCUCAUUCUAGUUACACACUCCUUUCUGGCCUUCACCUGACCUUCUCAAUAGCAGUACGUGCUGCUAGAUAUUACUACUAUUAUAUAGUUUUCCUGGUGCUUGGACUUUUAAAAAAGUUUCUUUAAUGCACAUUUUUAUUUUAUAAUUUUUCCAUGUUCACCAAUCACCAAGUAUGUACUAAACACUGCAUUAGGCACUGGGGGUGCAAAGCAGACAAAGUCAUGGUCCUUUGACACUUGGUCUUUAAUAUCUCUGCCCCACUUAGAUGGCUUUUGUGACAACCAGGUUGGACUAUGUAAUGUCUUUAAACUUAUCCUGUGAGCCUCUUGUAGGGAAUCUCACCUUUCUUGAUGUUAUCAUAUUUCUCUACCUCCAAUGCUAACAGUAAAAAUUUUAUUUAACUAUUAAAGUUCAUUUCAAAUGUCAUCUUCUUUGGAAACUUCUUCCUUUUCUCCAUAACCAGCUGUACAUCUUUGAACUUUCAUUGCGCACUAAGGGCACUUCUCUUAUGGUAGUUGUUUUAUUUAUUAAUCUUCUGUUUUCUUAGAUGGUCCUCCAACUAGGCCUUAAGUUCAUCAAGGGUUGGGAUGAUAUCUUACAUAUCUGUGGGUGACUUAAAGUGUGAUGAUAAGUGCUUUGAUCAUAUGAGAGCUCUGUAAUUUUCUUAAUGGCUAGAUAUCACCAACUUUAUUGUGUUUCUUUUUUAGAAAUUUUUUUUAUUGAGGUGACAGUCACGUAAUAUAAAAUUAUCUAUUUUAAAGUGUAUAAUAGUUCAGUGCAUUUUGUAUGUUAACAACAUCGUUCAACCACCACCUAUAUCUAUUUCUAAAAAAAUUUC
Galeopterus variegatus (Sunda flying lemur) is the source of this 2282-nucleotide messenger RNA. RefSeq names its product serpin peptidase inhibitor, clade B (ovalbumin), member 9 (gene SERPINB9). Lineage: Eukaryota; Metazoa; Chordata; Mammalia; Dermoptera; Cynocephalidae. The coding region runs from base 2 to 1129 and encodes 375 amino acids. Gene Ontology annotation, molecular function: serine-type endopeptidase inhibitor activity. Gene Ontology annotation, cellular component: cytoplasm. The record is from RefSeq and is a predicted model, not a curated record. Gene Ontology annotation, biological process: negative regulation of endopeptidase activity. The transcript has 6 exons.